Molecule: messenger RNA, 10075 nt
Organism: Stegostoma tigrinum
Lineage: Eukaryota; Metazoa; Chordata; Chondrichthyes; Orectolobiformes; Stegostomatidae
Product: myocardin
Exons: 17
Coding region: 548-3571 (1007 amino acids)
Biological process (GO): smooth muscle cell differentiation; cardiac muscle cell differentiation
Source: RefSeq, a predicted model, not a curated record
CUCACUUGCAGCUGUCAGGUCUCUUGUUCCAAAAUGUGAGAGAGAGAGAGAGAGAGAGAAACAAAUUGUUACACAGGGAAGGAAGUCUUUCCUCUGCAAAACUUAGCAAUAAGCUGCAAGAAACUGCGACCUUCACACUCAGCGUCAGGACGCAGAGCUAAAAAGAAGACUUGAUCCAGACGCUAUCUGCCAAAUGCCUGGGACGAGUGACUUCCCAACACAAUGAACGUGAAGUUUUCGUCAACAUUCAGGCCCAGCCAGCCAACUGCCAGCAGCCUUGAGGAGAGAACACUGAAAUUAAGGGAUAUUGGAACCACAACGAAUUUGAGAAAGAAGCUGCAGCAGAAAACCGCAUAAUUCAGGUUGACUGAAUUUUAAUGAAUCUCGUUGAGUUAAAUAAUUCAAAGUGGAGCAGCCAAAAGAACCAGAUUCUACUCCAAGCAAGUUGAACGGAGUGACCAAAAAUGAGGGUGUGGACCAGAACGCUGACCCAGGUCAUCGGAACACUGACAUUUCCACCACGAAGAAUGACUGUGUGACCACGGAAAUGAAAGCUCCAUCCCUACUGCCCGAGCAUCCACUGCCACCUCUUACUGAACGGAAGAAUGUUCUCCAACUCCGACUCCAGCAACGCCGAACUCGUGAGCAGCUAGCAGACCAAGGCAUCAUGCCCCCACUGAAGAGUCCAGCUGCAUUCCAUGAACAGAGGAAAAGCCUGGAAAGAGCCAAGACAGAGGACUACUUAAAACACAAGAUUCGGAGUAGACCUGAGAAAGCAGAUCUAGUUAAUAUGCAUAUACUACAAGACACAGCUGCAGAAGGUACACUUCAAGCAACUCAAAUGAAACUCAAAAGGGCUAGGCUAGCUGAUGAUCUCAAUGAGAAGAUAGCCCAAAGACCUGGACCCUUGGAACUCGUGAAGAAGAAUAUAAUUCCUGUAGAUUCAGCCGUCAAAGAGGCAAUCAAUGUUGGCCAAGUUAAUUUCCCGAAAGCCCCCGAUACGUUUUCCUUUGAGGAAGACAGCAGCAAUGAUGCACUGUCUCCAGAGCAACCCAGAAGUCAGGAAUCCCAGGGAUCAGAAAGUUCGCCGUCUGAGCCAAAAUUCACAGAGUCAUCGUCACCUCUAGCAACUACUACAAUACAGUAUCUGCCUCACCUCUCCCAGCAGUGUGAUCCAAACAGGACUACAUCUAGCAACCAGAUCAACCAGCCAGGAAGCCAAAAGCAGCUGAAUGGGCAGAUUAGCACACCAAUACCAGUGCCAGCUAUAGUUAAAACAAAACCAUCCCCUGAUGGAAAAAACCAGCGCCACAAGAAGCCAAAGGAUACAAAACCAAAGGUGAAGAAACUGAAGUAUCACCAAUACAUUCCACCGGAUCAAAAGCCAGAAAAGUCCCCACCUCCAAUGGAUUCAGCCUAUGCCAGGCUGCUCCAGCAGCAACAGCUAUUCCUCCAGCUGCAGAUAUUAAGCCAGCAGCAGCACCAUCAACAGCAUCAUUAUAACUAUCAGAACAUUCUGGCCACAUCUCUAAAGCAGUCUGGUGAACAGCUUUCCCGAAACACUUGCACUUCAACGACUACUGCCUCAAGCAGCAGUUUGUCCCCAGUGAAGUCUGCAAUGUCCAGUCAAACCAGUGGCCCUCCUUUGAAACUUGGACCUCUUCCAUCCAAUCUGGAUGACUUAAAAGUAUCCGAGUUGAGGCAGCAGCUGAGAAUACGAGGUCUACCAGUGUCUGGUACGAAAACCGCACUCAUGAAGAGGCUGAAACCGUUCCAAGACUCAAAGAGCAGCCCCCUGCCAGCCAGCAGUACCAGCACCAGCUCGUCAGGGUCGGUCAGCGAGAUGACGGCCGUGACUUUCCCGAUGACUCCCGUGACCACUCUAUCAACCUUUCAGACUCAGACCGCGACCACAGUGUUGCCCAACGGAUUUUACCCGUUUGGCAGCACCAGCUCGACACCUCCCAUUUCCCCGGCGUCGUCCGAUCUCUCUGUCACCGGAUCUGACUUGAGCGGGUUGCCAGAUACCUUCAGCGAUGUGCCUGUGCCUUCCCCCGUUCACCUUAGUGCUGAAGACAGCCUGAUGAGUAGCAUGAAUGGAGGCAGCGUCCAAGUGGAAAUGGACGGCUUUGACACCCAUAAGGACAAAAUGCUCAUGGAGAAGCAGAAAGUUAUCGAUGAACUGACCUGGAAGCUCCACAUGGAGCAAAAGCAAGUGGAGGAAUUGAAGAUACAACUUCAGAAGCAGAAACAGAAUAACCAGCAUGACCCACAGGCAUCCUCCCAGUCACUCUUCAGUGUAGCUGUUAAGCAGGAAAACCUGAUGUCCAGUUGUCCAUUUGCAGCACAGCAGGUGAAUGAUAGAAAUGCAACCCCGAUGAUAUCCUCCACAUCCAGCAACAGUUCUACAGAGAACCUGAACACGUCCGGUACCCCAUCGGGAAUGGCUAACAGCCAGGCAUGCGUGGAAGCUGUAGAGCACAAUGCAGUGAGGUCUCCGCCAUUUCUGAGUCCACAGUGCUCCCCUCAGCAUUCUCCAGUGGGAGGCCUGACCAGCAGCCCUCAGCAUGCCAGCCUUCCCCCAUCUCCAAACAAUCACUUCCUCCUGCCGGUGUCACCUGGCCCCCAGAACGGAGACGGUCGCAGUGUUUCACCCCGUCAGCUUCAGCCCAUUCCGGCUUGCAACAGCCAACUCAAGAUGCAGGCCACAAAAGGACAGGAGCCUCAGCACCAAAAUGGUAGCCCACAAUUCCAACAACAGCUCCAACAACAUAUAAUACGACAGCAGAUACUCAGAAAGAUGAAUGCUUCUCACUCUGCAAAUCAACAUGGCCAAAAGUUUGUCAUCAAUACUACUCAAUUCUGUAGUUCAAACUCAACCCUUAACAAGAUCAAACAACCUCCUUCGUAUGAAGAUGCAGUGAAACAGUUUAAUCUUGUAUAUCUGCAGCAAAUGUCGAGAAGCCAGAUGGAUGAUCUUUUGGACGUGCUGAUUGAGAGUGGAGAAAUGCCACCAAAUGCAAAAACUGACCAUCAUUGUGCUCAGAAAACAUUGCCUCAAAUCACGGUAUCGUCAGGAACUUCCACUGUAUCUGUGCCUAGGACAUCGUCAAGUCCUUUUAGCCGCAUGUCUCCUCCCCAGCUAUCAUUUGACCAUUGCACCAGCAACAGCGACAAUCAGCUUCAGGCCCUGUUGAAUUCCCGCAGCUCUUUGAAUCGGGGCAGCGAUCUUGCAUUGCUUAAAAUUGGCAGUGAAGAUUCCCAGCUAGACAACGUGGCCGAGGGCUAUUCUGGCAACGCCCGAGAGGACAUGCUGAAUACUCGAGACAUUCUGGAAAACCCCCUGUCACCGAUGGAUACCCAGAUGUCACCGUCCCCCACGCAUGCCCAUGUUGUGAACCUCGGUCUUACAGAAACUCCCUUAGAGAACAUGGACUGGUUGGAUCUCACACCACCUAGCUCAGCAGCUGGUUUUGGAUCUGCUGGCUCCACCACACCAAGCAUCUUCUCUGCAGACUUCCUGGAUGUUACAGAUCUGAACUUAAACACAACCAUGAAUUUACAAUGGUAAUAUGCAGAAUCGGCUAAAAACUAUAAGUAUGUUUGACGCCAUUCAAAUUGGGGUGUUAGAUAAAAUACAAGUAUACUGCUAAGGUAUACCAGUCAAAGAAGCCAUGUUGGCAAAGGUAAAGUCAAUGAAAUGAUCAAAUUGAUCAACCAUAAGAUGAUUACUCUAUGGUUGUUGCAUGUCGUAAUAUCCAGGUUACUGAAAGUGUUAAAAGCUUUAUAAAGUGCAUUCACCGCGUUUUACUGGAAGCAAAGUGAACAUAAAGUCCAUUGCCAAAGAGUCUACAUCUAAAUCUGACUGAAUUGGCAGGAAAGGUCUAAAAGGACUGAGAAUAUUGGCCAACUCUCAUUCUGGCCUCGUGCACACAAUCUGCAUUAUAUCUUUUGUACAUAGUCUACAUUUGCUCAUAUCUUUUGCAAGACUUUUUAUAACUUUUAUCGAGAAAAGGAUUCUUUACUAGACAAGCAAUAUUUGCUAUCCUGAAUAAUGGAAAGUAUUACAAUACUGGCGUCUUUUCUGAACCGCAUUUGCAAUGUCACACUACUUUAUGCAAGUAUUUGAUUAUUUGUAUUGUGAAUAUGUUAUGGUUCACUUUGCACAGUUAACAGUAGAGGAGUUGUCACUGUUUGCCUUCUUUUUAGACGUUUUUAGGUGUUAAAAUGUUAGAAGCCAUUCCAUGCAGAUGUUUGGUAGUUUUUUCAAAAAUUAAUAAGUUUAUGAAAAUGUGCAGUGUAUUGCUUUGCAUUACAGAUGCUUUCUAAUAGACUUGGUAGUAUUUGAGGGUGUUGGAGGAAGGAGGUCAUGUUUGAUAUUUAAUGAAGCAACAUGCCAACCCCUGUCCCUCCCCCAUGCCCACACCCCCAAAAAGGGUACCACUUUGUCAAAAGUGGUAAAUUAUCCAAUCAUUUUUUUGUAAAGAAAGCAAAACCAAGGUUAAAAAAAAUUGUUUGUGCUGAGGUUGUGAUUCCCUACGAGCAUAGGAAAAUGUUAAACCUGAGUUCAAUGCACAGUAGCAAGCCAGCAUCAGACUUGGUAUGAUAUGCAAUUGUUUUACAACUAACUUGGGAACUGACCAACAAAAACUAUUUUUUUAUAUUUUCCACAAGUAAUCUUGAGGCCCAUAAUUUAAAAAAAAUAAGGAAAUGAAAAAUCGAUUCUAACGGGAACAAGAAUGAAUUAAAAUUAGACAUCACCUGUUUCAAUCCUUGUCUUAGUGUAAAGAAAAUAGUCUAUUUUUGGUAAUUUUUAUUCAAGGCAACAAAGUGCUCAACAAAAAGUAUUUUCGUAUCAUUUUGUAUCUUGUAUUAUCCCUUUCUACAAUGAUAUUUAAAUGAAAAGAACUUCACAUUGCCUCUUUUGAAUGGCAUACUAUACAGAAAUCUCUGGCCAAUUCACGAUUGUGAAGUUUGAGGAAGAUCUUUUCCAAAGGAUUUGCUUGUUUCCCCUUUCUAGUAGUAGUGUGGCUGGUAUAAAAAUAAUAAUGGCCUAUUCGCCCUAAUUAAUUCAUUAUUUUCAAAAAAAAUUUUUUAAAAGCAUAAAAGGUAUUGUGCAGUUAAUUAGUAUUUAAUGCUCACAAUGUUUUAUCCUGCCAUUCCUUAUGAUUAUCUAGUUUACCUAUUUGCUGACUACUUGCACAGACUUCUUCAAACAAUCAGUAAAAUGCACAGAUCAUUUUGAAAAAUGGAUGAUAGGAAUCAAAAUGAUUGAAAGGGAUAGACAAUCAUCUUAAAAGUACAUCAACCCAAGAGCAGCAAUUCAUGGUCCAAGUUCCUUAUUUAUUCUCCCUCUUAAUCUCUAAUAUUUCCUGAAAUGCCUUUUUGAGUUCAAUAAUGCCUAUAAGGUAUGAAUGAUCAUUCUAACCUACAUUUAAUUAUAUCCCAUUCCAAUGUUAACACAUUGUCUUGUGUGACUCUGUGAUAUGACAGUGGUUGCUUGUAAACUGGAUGAAACACAUGGGCUUUAGCAUCCCUUGCACACUCGUAUAAUUGAUAACAACAGUACAUUUUUGACAGUUAAAUUGCUUAAUCCCAUAUCAAUGUUUUGAACAAUUUACAAGUCUAUCCAUGCCUGGAAAUCGUUCUUGUGCUGUAUUGCAGAAAAUGUUUCCUACUGAUUUUGCAGCCUCUGUAUGGGAGACUUACAAAGCAAAUGCUGUCUCUUUUUCUUUAAAGCAAUGGUGAUCAAUGUUCGACUAUUGCAACGUACUGGAGCAAACUUUAUAGCAUAUUCCAAAUCCAAAGUGCUGCAUCAGGUUUCAUUUAAUCCUGAAAUUCUCGAGCUCACUUCUUUCAAGCCCUGCUUCUCAUGCAUUAAGUUUAUAAAUCCAAGAUGUCACUAUUAGGAGGUAAAGAGUUAUCUGUUUUUACAGAAAUACUAAAACAUUUGUCUACAGCCAUCAAAAGAAUCUUUGCACAAUUUAAAAGGCCAGCAAGCAGAUCUCCUGAUGGAUGACAGGCUAAAAAACAAAUAUGUAGAUGAAAGGUUUGAAACCAAGAGAAUUGUUGACUUGAGCAGCAAUGUGAGACUAUGUGUUCUCCUACUGUAACAGCCCUAGUCAGAAAUACGAGAAUCAAAAGUCAUUCACGACCAGCAUUACAAUGGCUUUGUUUGUGUAUUGACAUUAUGAUGCUUUUCCAAUUGGAAAAUAUAUUGACCAAAUCAAUUUUUGAAAAGAACAUUAUUUUAUUUUGGCACCCCAACCCCUCUACUGUAUCACGACCUAAUUCUGAAAUAUCAAAAUUGAUCAGCAAAUGGAACAAAGUAGGUAAACCUCAAACUAUCUAAAUUUACUACUAAUUUGGAAAAUUGCAAAAAUGACAAAGUAUGGUCAGGUUUCUGAGACCCCUAUCUAAGGGAGGGCAUUGCCCAUUGACUUCAAAGAAAGCUGCCCGAAGGAAGUAGUCGUCUCUGUGACAUAAUCUUCCCUUUCCAGCUGGCAAUUCACAUCAAACACCAGGGAAUAUCUUAGUGUAAACUUCAAAGAUGCCAACCAGCAAGUAAAUAGCCAAUACAUUUGAAAUAUUCUCUCAUAUCCAGCUAGGAAGUUAAACACAUCUGAUGUUCUAUGAUUUUAAAAUUUCAGAAAGCAAAGUAAAUGAUUAUGACUGAAUUGAGAUCGAAGCUAAUACAAGCUUCAAAAAAGAAAAAUAGAAACACGGAAUUUCUUAUCCUAAUGGAAAAUAUAAACAUUCCCCAAAAUUUAACUUUCUUUUAGGGCCAAUGAUUUUGGAACUGCACUAGUUAUGAAGUGAUGCCACUAAAAACCCAGUUACAUUCAAAAAUAUAUAAAUUUAUCAGUAGUUUUUAGAGUGAAACCAACACUAGUGGAAUUUCGUGUAAAUUCAAUAGAUUUCCAUUGACUGCAGUUAAAAUUGCACGCUUUGGAAAAGCAAACUAUUACAGACAGCACAGACUGGAUUUUGUGUAAUAUUCUGUGUACAUACAAACUCCUACAGUUGUUGAGAAUUUCAGUGGAAUGAUGCCGUUGAAUGCUGACUGUUUCACAGUGAUUGCUACUGCAAAAUCUGGGCCUGUGUAUUCGAAGCAACUGUUUUAGAAGUAGUUGUCAGUAGAGUGACUUGAGCCAUCUCAAAAAAUUAUUAACGUAAUCAUAAUUGGCAGCAAAAGGCAGGAACUGAAUGGAUUCUUUCGAGUAACAUUUUUGUAUUAGUUGCAUAAUUUCAAACCAAAGUCUCAAAGUGCACAUAAGUAAUUUCCGUUUCUGAUGUGGUGUGCAUUAUCUCACCCUGUAAGGCCACGUCCCUUUUUCCUUUAAGCUCAGAAAACCUGUAUAGAUGUUAAAGUAAACCAAACCAAAUCUAAUAGAGGUACCACUCAAGUUAAAACAAAAAACAAUUUGAAACAGCUUGCCAGCAUAAAACACUAUUAAGCUUCCCAACACAACUCAAAUCAGAAUCAAAUGAACUGAGUUAACAAAGCGUCAAGCUGGAUGAACACAGCAGGACAAGCAGCAUCAAAGGAGCAGGAAGGCUGACAUUUCAGGCCUAGACCCUUCUUCAGGGUCAGCCUUCCUGCUCCUCUGCUGCAUGGUCUGCUGUGUUCAUCUAGCUGUACGCCUUGUUAUCUCAGAUUCUCCAGCAUCUGCAGUUCCUGGUAUCUCUGAAACAAAUGAACUGAGUGUUUGUUGCAGAUUUAACUUGAGCUGAAUGAACAGUCUUCCAAUCUGGAAAAGAAACCUACUCUUCCUAGUAACAUCAGUGAGUCCCUGGUAAAACAACAACAGCAGUCAGUUAUACCGCUGAUCUGUCUUACUCAGGUAUCACAUUGCCAAGACAACAACUCACCACCCCUUACUAAGCUCAGUCUCCUUUCUUGGUUCAUCAACUCAAGGAGCAAAUAAUGUUGAGCCCAUUGGAACCAUGCAAGGAAACCUCAAUGUGAUUGCACCUCAACAAUAAUCUAGAUGCCUUGUUUUCCUGUUGCAGCAUAUUCCACCUCCACACCAUAAAAGGCAAAACAUACGAUAUAAAAACUGAAAAAGAACUGUGGAUGCUGUAAAUCAGGAACAAAAACAAAGUUGCUGGAAAAGCUCAGCAGGUCUGGCAGCAUUUGUGAAGGAUAAAACAGAGUUAACGUUUCGGGUCCGGUGACUCUUCCUCAGAACUUAAGUUUUUUUUUGUGCAAAAUGUACAGUAUUUUAUAUUGUACAUGAUUGUGGUGGUUCUUCAAUUGGAACUAAGUUAUACACCCAUUCAAAAAUUAUUUUCUCUUCCUGGUGUUGGCUGCUCAUACUGGAGGCCUGUGCCAUUCCAGAGAUAGGCAAUCUAUAUUCAGAUAGUGCAUCAGAAAUAUAGUAGGGCAUCACCAGUUGACUUAUUCUCUUAUAUUUUUCCUUCCUUAAUCCUAUACAGUCUGCUUGUUAUUAGACAUUUUCUAUGCCCAUGUUUUAUAAGUGUUACCCAAUCAGAAUUGACAAGCAGUGCAUACGAUGUGGUAACAUUGCUGAUGUAAAACUGCAGCUUGCAUGUUACUUUUGAUUGCAUCAAGAUAAAGAGGCAUGAUCAGAAUUCCACCUUUUAAAUCCAUAUGACCAAACUGUUACCUGUGAAAUUCUUCACCAAAUAUCUUCCAUAUUAAACCUGAAGUCAACACAUUGGGUAAAAGAAGCCCAGCUCUACCUCUCCGUGACCUGACCUCUACCUGUGGCAAAAAUCGCUGUAAGUUAAAACACUCAAGGUUCUCACAUUUAAAAUGAACUCAUUUGUUUCAAAUCCAGUGAUAAGUAACAUCUUACAUGGGGUUUUACAUACAAGUAUGGAAUUGAGCAGCAAGGGAAACUGGAGAUCUGCCUCUCUGAACAAGUAAUUGGUACAAACAGCACAACUACAGUUUCUAGAGUGUUGCCACUGGUUCAUUGAGUUUUACUAUGCAUCAUUAAAAGCACAUAGUUGUUUAUAGUAAAUACUAAAAAAUUAAAUUGGACAAUUCAAUAUAUGGCAGUUUUGUUUUGCUAUUUACUGCCCUCUUCUUUUCUUUACCUUUGAUUUUCCUUACGCAGCUCGUAGACUGGUGCCAUUAAUGGCCUUUCUCUAUUAUGCUUGCCUCAGAAGAAGUGUCUUGCCUCUGCAGACCUCCUGUUACAACGGGCUAGGAGCACAAGGAGUCAGAAUUGUGGGUCUUGGUGAAACCUGUAUUCUGCCAUUGUAUUGAAAUAAACCAAAGAGAUUUACGGUGAGGUUGCCCUGAGCACAGGAUGCAGCAUAUUAACAUGAUAUGGAGAUGUUAGGCUAGGGUAGACAAAGUCGGAAGUCCCACGACACCAGGUUGUUGUCCAACAGGUUAAUGUAAAAUUACAAUCUUUCUGAGCACUGCUGCUUUGUCAAGUGAAGUGCACUUCACGUGACGAAGAAGCAGUGCUACGGAAGUUUGUGACUUUAAGUAAAUCUGUUGGACCAUAACCUGGUGGUAUGUUAACUUGCAAGAUGUUUUGUACAAAAUGAAUAAUUCCCAACUUCUAGUACUUAAGCAAAUGUAAAUUGUGCCACCUGCUUUCUGAGCUAAGCAUCCCACAAAAGAUUUGAUGUGAAAUGAGACCUAAGGAGAUUUCCUUUUAGAUAUUCAAAGAUCUAACCUGUUUCAUGACCUAACAACAGUACCUGCCUUCAGUAAAUAUGAUCAGGUUUUCAAAUUUUCACUGCUAAAAAAGCCUUCGAAAGCACAGUGUUUCACGAUGACAAUUGAGACUAAUGUAGGGAGCAACAGCCCAUUGGUAUAAGAUGACCACCAUAUCAAACUGCCUCAAAGAAUCAUUGGUACUUUGACCAACCCUGUGGGCUAAAUUCUUUCUGUAUUCAUAUAUGCCUUAUUUUUGCACUUUGUAAAUAUAUGUAUUUUCUCAUGGUGUACCAUUUAACACAAUAAAAAUUUUGCUUUGUGUAUAUAACGGCAAUAGUUUAGAAGCCAAAGUAUUAAAAGAAAAGCUACAUAAACAUUAAAAAAAAUGUUUUGGAACUGGGUGUUCUUAAUAAAUCAAGUAUCAUGAUACAA